AUUCGGCGUGUUCCAGCCAAAAUAUGCGGGAAACAGAAAGUUGAUUUGAUUUUCCAAGUGCCAGUGGAAAGUUUCGCGUAUUUUCAUAUAUAUUACGAAUGGAUUUGUCAAUACCGGAAAAUCUUGUGCCGUUUGCUACGUCUACUGCACGGAAGGAACACGUUCGAAAAGAUCAAGCAACGUGCCAGUUUAAUGCUGGAGAUGGCAACACCUUCAUAGAUGAAUAUGAUGAUGUUGAGAGCAUAUUAAGCAUCAAAUUUGGUGCUGAAGAUCUUCAAUCUUUGGAUGCUGAUCUGCAGCUUAGUGACUUCUGUGACGAUGAAGAAGAGGGAGAGCUGGGAGCGAAGGAUCCUAAUUCUGUCAGUCAUGCUAGAACUGACACAGCUAAAGUUUCACCUCGACAAGAGCGAGGAACCUAUCAAUCUGAGACACAGAAGAAAGGGAGUGAGUCAGAGCUGACAAUUCUUUCACCAGAGUCAAUGCUUGUAGACGAAUUUGAUAUUACAUUAUCCGAACCUAGUGAUCCACCAAGAUUAGCACAAAUCCAAGAAAGACCAAAUCACAUCGAUAAACAAAAUGGAGUUAGGGUUCAGAGCGAAAGCACACCUGCCUUUAUUGAAGUGGCAGCUACCGAUCACCAAACACCAACCAUUCAGCUGGACUGUCCAACAGAAGAGACAGAAGCGAGCGCAGUCAACAUCAAAGACAUUGCAGACCGAUUGAAAAUGCUCGUGAAUCUAGGUAGUGGCACAACCCAGAGUCCAGCUUACAGUCAGAAGAGUCAGGUGCUUAAUCUAUCGACUAUUGCCGAGGAAGACACACGCAACCUGAGCAGGGGUACAGAUCUCGGCACAAAGAGCUUCACAGGGCAGCAAGGAUUGCUUGUGGUGGCGCGAGGAGAGAGUGAUGAUGCAGGCGUACCACACGUGAAGAUCACAGAGGCCACGUAUAACAGCAGUUCUCACGGUGUAGGUAGUAGCACGCUGGGCAGCGAAUUGCACAGCAGUAUCGAUGGAACGUCGCUGACGAAAAAGAGAAAUGUCGUGCGCCUUAGUGUUCCGUCGUCUGGCCAUUCCAGCAGAGAUUUCUCUCUAGCAGACACCCAGAGCAGUUCUGUGCAGCAACUCCAGAAAGGAAGUGACGACUCUCGGAAUUUCUAUGAAAAAGACCCAGCCGUUAAUCCAUUUGGCAGCUUCAGUGUUACUGCAAGCAAAAGUCCGACUAGCUUCGGUGUUGGAGAAGGUUUCCAGACACCGUGUAACGGCUUCCGUGGGUUCAAUAGCCAGGAGACAUCCUUUGCAGCAGCGGACAUUGGCUCGCAGGCCAAAGAAGAUUUCUUUGAUUCGAAAGCCGGGCGUCAGUUGAUCGAUAAAGACGAGGAAGCGCUUGGCAAAGCGAACCAGUUAGAGCGCAGCCUGGCACCUGGCGCCGAACUGAGCACCGGCGGGUUGUCGCACGAUUCCUGGGGACUACCAAAGGAGAAUACGUUUAUGAGUAAGCCGUCGUGGAUGUCGGGGAAAACAGAUAAGACCUACUCGAGGAUUUCCAUCGGCAAUUUCAUGAGAGGCCGCAGUGAGCCACUGGGCAGCCUGGAUAGAACAGACCAGGAAACGCCUACCCUUGGCCUAGCAGACACACUAAUCACACCUCCACGCUAUAAGCCGUAUAAACUACUUGAUGCUUCACCAGGAUCAGACUCCGAUAGUAGCGGUGAUAAACACACAGACUCGCCUUACAAGCCGAUCCCUGAGACGAAUGACCCCUGCGCCUCGCGCAACCACGCCAACGCCGACGUCUCGGACUCGGACGAGACGAGUUUCCGAGACAUGGCGCCGAGGGACAUUGUUGCUGAGGUUCUGAGGGAGCUGGAGUGCGAGUCCGGGGCGAGAGAUGAGUCGACGACCCGGCUCAAGAUCGCGCGCUACAACAAUGUUCUGAGCACCUUGAAGAAGCAAGACCGUGCCCGUCUCGACGCCGAUGCCGCACAUCGCACGGAUGCUGGCAGUGGCGGCCCGUAUCGCACGGAUGCUGGCAGUGGCGGCCCACAUCGCACAGAUGCUGGCAGUGGCGGCCCACAUCUCACAGAUGCUCCUGGCAGCGGCGGCCUGUAUCGCACGGAUGCUCCUGGCAGUGGCGGCCCACAUCGCACGGAUGCUGGCAGUGGCGGCCCGUAUCGCACGGAUGCUCUUGGCAGUGGCAGCCCACAUCUCACAGAUGCUGCUGGCAGUGGCGGCCCACAUCGCACGUAUGCUCCUGGCAGUGGCGGCCCACAUCUCACAGAUGUUGCUGGCAGUGGCGGCCCAUAUCGCACGUAUGCUCCUGGCAGUGGCGGCCCAUAUCGCAUGGAUGCUGCUGGCAGUGGCGGCCCAUAUCGCAUGGAUGCUGCUGGCAUCAGUGGCGGCCCAUAUCUCACAGAUGCUGCUGGCAGUGGCGGCCCAUAUCGCAUGGAUGCUGCUGGCAGCAGUGGCGGCCCAUAUCGCAUGGAUGCUGCUGGCAGCAGUGGCGGCCCAUAUCGCAUGGAUGCUGCUUGCAGCGGCGACCCAUAUCACACAGAUGCUUGUGGUGAUGCCCCGCAUCAAACAGACGCUGGCAGCGACGGCGAUACCCUCGAUGUGACCAUCACGGUUUCGAGCGGGAUAGACUUCAGCGAGGCCGUGACCGGCGCAGACGUCAGCCUGAGCAGCGGGAGCAUUCCCAGUGACAUCCCCGACCUCACUAGCAGCUCCGACGACGACAGCAGCUACGACGGUGAAGACGAGGGGAAGGGCUACAGGAAGACGCUGGACACGUCGAAAAAUGGGAAACACGAGGAUGACAGCUACGGGAAGACGCGGGAUGGUUCCGGAGAUUGGAAGAACGACGGGAAUCGUUACGGGAGAGCGCGGGACGCUUCCGUAGAUUGGGAAAACGACGGGGAGCGCUACGGGAGGACCCGGGAUGCUCCCGGCGGUGGAGAAACCGACUGGGGUACCGGCAGGGGAACGCGGGACGCUUCCGGAGACAGGGAAGACUCGCGGGACAGCGUCGGGGGAACUCCGACGACGAGACUCGACGACGACGCCUUCCGCAACCUGCUGACUCGGACGGAGACGAAGCGUCUCAGUGAGCCGGCGCCGGCCGACUCGAUAGAGUUCGACGAGUCGACCGAGACGGCGUCUCGACGAGACGCCUUGCCCGGGCGCGCCUCGGUGCACACGCCGUGGAUCAGUGGCAUGAGUAAGCUGUCGUCUGCUGCCGGCAGCGCGGCGCUGCGCGAGGGUGGGCAGGGGGAGGCGACGCGUCCGCCCGCGACCUCAGCGCUCAAGGACAUGCUGCUGUCGCUGAGGUGCUUCCAGGAGAUUCGCGCGGAGGACGAGCGAGCUGCGGCGGACAUUCCGAAUACAGAUCAGCUGGCGGUUGAUCCAGCGUCUCGCGGCCAGGCGCUGGCUGCGAAAUAUGUUGCCGGUACGAUGGCUGGGUCUCUGGAGAGCACUGCUGCUGCAUUGGCCUUGACAGAGUUUCCUGGCGGUGGGUCGACGGAACCGGAUGCAAUAACGAACAGCUUCGAGAAGGAAGGCCUACAGACCGUCGUGCGAAGAAUCAGUCACAUAAGCGCGCUCGAUUCAAGCAGGGCCGUUCCCGAGUUGAACCUUCCGGCGAAGUCGCCCCGAGGCGCGGAACUGGCGUUGGCGACGGCGAGCGAUUGCUAUGACGACGACGACGCGGCGGUUGCCGGCGGCGACGUGCUCACGUGGUUGUCGUCGCGCGGUGACUACGCAGCAGCGGAACACGACAGCUACCUGCUCUCCUUGCAGAGUCGCUUGCUGCGGCUGGAAUCAGCGAACACGUCUGCGCAGAACUCGGGCACAGAGGGCGCCACCGCGAGGCGGGACGCGGCACGCGGCUCGCUGCCGAUCGUCUUCGACACGUCCGAGAUCCCGGAGUUCGAGGAGGGAGCAUACGUCGGCACGUACCGCACCGCCUUCUCUCUCCCCGACGCUCUCAUCGGAGGGAGGCUCCUCCCCGCCGAGAGGGGAGGAGGAGGAGGGUGGCCAGCCACGUCCCGCGUCGUCCCGACGACGGACAGCGGUCAGCUCGACGCUGGCGGUCCGAGAGCGAGUCUCACCGGUGGACGCCAGGUGGCGCGACGUCGACGUUCGACGCGCUGACGAAGCUGCGCGUCGAGGAGGUCAACCGGAGGUCGUCGCCGUGUACAGCCUGCCGACCGUCGAUCGUGCGCACGGCGCCAGCCGAGUCGGAGGCGAGCGUCGCUUGCGUCGUG
Molecule: messenger RNA, 4261 nt
Organism: Priapulus caudatus
Lineage: Eukaryota; Metazoa; Priapulida; Priapulimorpha; Priapulimorphida; Priapulidae
Product: dentin sialophosphoprotein-like
Exons: 8
Coding region: 99-4148 (1349 amino acids)
Source: RefSeq, a predicted model, not a curated record